Molecule: messenger RNA, 930 nt
Organism: Fusarium poae
Lineage: Eukaryota; Fungi; Ascomycota; Sordariomycetes; Hypocreales; Nectriaceae
Exons: 1
Coding region: 1-930 (309 amino acids)
Source: RefSeq, a predicted model, not a curated record
AUGACUACCUUUCACAAAUUUGUCAACUUUCCGCCGGAAAUCAGACUGAUGAUUUGGGAGGUUGCCGUCAGGAGCGAUCAGCCAGGUGUGCAAAUUUUCGAGAUCCGCAAACGUGGUUCAGAUCCGUCCAAGAAAGACCCUACUGGCCUUCCUGUCGACGACUCUUACGAAUUACAACUCGCACAAACCAGAGCCGAAAAUUCUCAAGAUGACUUCGGGGCCUCUCGGGCGCGAUGGUGGCGGAAUGGGAAUCCGUCAACAUGUCUUGUAGAUCACGGGCUGUGGAUAGCCUGCAAAGAGUCACGAUGUGUCAUUGCGAGAAGUCAACACGAAGAAACGAGUAUAUUCACAGAUGGUGGACGGUUACUCGCAAUGCGACCGCACCAAGACCUGUUCCUCAUACAAAUCAACGGACCUCUAGAUGUGAAGUUGGAGAGCCUGCGGCAACAAGAAUCACAACUCUGGCGGCAUCCGUCUCCAAAACCACACCAGGUCGCCUUCGAGUAUGACCCAUCUUGGACCCUAAAUUCGCCGCUCACAGAACCUAAAGACUAUCUCGACUAUUGGCUUCGAAUUUUCAAAACUGUUCAACGUCUCGCUUGGCAGGUCGAAACAUUCGGGCGUUUGUGGAUAGUCGAUCACAGCCUGGUCCGUCAAUCUACUGACGCGUAUGGACUAGGUGGUGGCUCUACACAAGAGCCUUUGGCAUCAUUCCACGCAGAAGGGUAUAAGCUCGUUGAAGUAGAAAUGCAACGCGGACUCUGGACGACAAUGAGUUUGGUAGGAUGGGAGUACACCAAAUUUGAGGAUGGAAGACGACCUUUGGAUACAACGAUCGCUUUUGUCAACCAUAUACGUCAUCAUCUGUUCCUUUGGGAUCGCGAAGACUUAAUGGACAAUGUAAAGCUUUUGGCACUGGAGAGGUCUUGA